Vespa mandarinia (Asian giant hornet) is the source of this 475-nucleotide messenger RNA. Its product is annotated as histone H2A-like. Lineage: Eukaryota; Metazoa; Arthropoda; Insecta; Hymenoptera; Vespidae. Gene Ontology annotation, cellular component: nucleosome. Gene Ontology annotation, molecular function: DNA binding; protein heterodimerization activity; structural constituent of chromatin. The record is from RefSeq and is a predicted model, not a curated record.
UUCAGACUGUGCUAUUGUAUUUUACACGUUUCUUAUAUCUUCUAAUAUCAUUAAAAUGUCUGGACGAAGCAGUGAUAGUAAAUCAAAAGGAAAGAUUACUAUUAAAUCACGAUCUCUCCGAGCUGGUUUACAAUUUCCUGUUGGCCGUAUCCAUCGACUUUUAAGGAAGGGUAAUUAUGCCGAACGUGUAGGUGCUGGUGCACCUGUAUACCUGGCUGCAGUAUUAGAAUAUCUUGCCGCAGAAGUUUUAGAAUUGACUGGAAAUGCAGCGCGUGAUAAUAAAAAAACCAGAAUAGUUCCGAGGCAUGUACAACUUGCCAUACGUCACGAUGAAGAAUUGAACAAAGUACUAUCUGGUGUAACUAUCGCUCAAGGGGGUGUAUUGCCGAACAUUCAAAGUGUUUUAUUACCAAAAAAGACGGAGAAGAAAGCAUAAUCUAUUAUGCGAUUUUAAACGGCCCUUUUUAGGGCCAAA